Messenger RNA from Paramecium tetraurelia, 276 nucleotides. RefSeq lists its product as uncharacterized. The transcript has a single exon. The record is from RefSeq and is a predicted model, not a curated record. Lineage: Eukaryota; Ciliophora; Oligohymenophorea; Peniculida; Parameciidae.
AUGAUUAUAGUCACUCAUAAUUUACAGUAGAUUGAGAACUAUACUAAAAUAUUCUUGUAUUGGAAGCCGCCUCAAAUAUAGUCGCUACUCAAAUACAUAACAGAUCAAUUUUAAAGCUAUUCUGAUGUUCAGUUGUUUUUCAAAAAUCAUAUGAAGAGAUUGCAUAGUGAAAAAAUUAUCUUCUAUUUAUCUCAGAUCUUACAAUCUCUAGCAAGUAAAUCUGGAUAAUUUAUCAAGACAUUCCUCAUAGAGUAUGCUUAGAAAUCAGUCUAUUGA